GAAGCGCACAACUGAAUCAUUCAUCAGCUCCCACGCAUGUGCAUCCAUCGCUGAUAGACAUCGCCAUGAGUGGGAUCUUUCGAAUCAACCGCUAUCCGUAUCAACGUCGGCUGUUCCGAUGGCAGCAGAUGGGUGUCCUGUACGUGCUCGCCACGUGCCUCAUGGCCUUCCUCGCCAGGCAAACAGCCGCACUCUCCAGCCACACCAGCCAUGCUCCGUCGUCGAGCAGACCGACGUGCCGCUCGUUGGUCGGCCGCACUGAUGAUUCACGGCAACGCAGAUCUCGACUCGUCCAGGUGUGCAAGAUAGCGCAGAGAUGCCCUGUGCAUUAUGGAUAUACACCACUCACUGCGCGUCUGUCUUUGUUCAGAUGAUGCGUGUGCGCGGGGGUGCGGAGGGCGACAGCGACUUUGAUGCGGAGGACGACUUUGGCGAUUCGCUGGUCGAGGCCGACUUUGAGAGCGACAACUCGGUGCAGAGCAAGCUGCUCGACCUGCUCAAGGCAUUCGACAGAACGCCCCCCAUUACAAAAGGGUCGGUCAGUGACAGACACCAUUGAAGGCAUUCACCCAUGGUCUUCUGUCUGUGUCUGUCUGUCUGUCAGGUAUCUGUUGACGUCAGCCUUCCUGACUGGUGGGGCGUAUUUUCUCACGGCUAAGAAGGUCUUUCCACGAGAGCUCAUGUACGACUGGAAGAAGGUGCUCCAGGGGCAGGUAUCAAUCAUAUCGAUAAACGUCUUCCUUAUUUGUGCAGAUAGGCAAACACAUGACAUGACGACCGGCACUCUCACUCUCUCUCUCUCUGUCUGUCAUUGGUGUACAGAUAUGGCGUCUGAUGACGGGGUUUUUCUACAUUGGUGACUUUGGCCUGUCCUACCUGAUGACGGCCCAGUUCAUAUGGACCUAUAUGGCCAACCUCGAGAAGCUCAACUACAAACACCCCGAGCAGUUCGCCAUCCUGCUGCUCUUUGGCAUGGCCUGCCUCACCCUCGCCUACCCCCUCCUCAAUGCCAUGGACCCCACGUGGGCCCUCGUCCCCGAAAUGCUCGGCCACAACCUCAGCAGCUUCAUGUCUGUGGGCACCGCACCGCUCGCAAUGAAUGGCUGGCUGACACGCUCACAUCCCACAUGCAUGCCUUCUGUGUGUGUGUGUGUGUUUGAGUGCAGUGUUUAUGUGUGGUCGCGCACGCACGAGGGCCAGGACGUCAAUAUCAUGGAUCUGUUUCAGCUGCGGGCCGAGUACCUGCCGUGGUUCUUCGUCAUGCAGACUUGGCUGCUCGAGGGACAGGCACCCACCUUCGACCUACUUGUGAGUAACAGACACACGUGGCACACGCCUCGUGUGGAUCGACGCGUGUGUGUGUCACUAACUGACAGGGCAUAGCAUUCGGUUGGUUGUACCACUGGCUCAAAAGUCGGCAUUGGCUGAAGUCGCCGCCCCCACUGAAGGAUUUGUUCAGGCAACCCGUGCUGAAGAGGCAGUAUGAGAAAUACGAGAAAGAGUUCGAAUAAAUAGAUAGUACAUUUCUGUACGGGAGAGGAAGGCAAGCAAGCAGGGGAGCGGGGGCUGUGCGGUGAGACUAUGGAUAGCAUGUGAUGCCCAAGAGCCUUUGUUUAUCCGUG
Messenger RNA from Vitrella brassicaformis, 1622 nucleotides. Lineage: Eukaryota; Vitrellaceae. The record is from the annotation of a GenBank genome assembly.